AUGGAGACAGGUAGCGACAACCGUGGUCGUGGCUCUGGUCGUGGUCGUGGCGGCGGUGGUGGAGGAGGAAAUCGUGGUGGUAGAGGUGGGAAUUACCAACGUCACCAGCACCAUCAGCAGGGUCAGUAUCAAGGUGGUGGUGGUGGUGGUGGAGGAAGAGAAGGGGGUGAUGGCGGAAGAGGAGGGGGUGGGGUUCCUACCCAGAUUGGUGGUCAGCAGCGGGGUAAUUGCCCCGUUGAAAAAGGUCAGAGUGGUGGCGCGUACAGGCCACCACAACUACGGAAUGAUCAGGGUCUGGGGCCUACAAGGGUCGAACCAAGUGAAGGGCAUGGGAGAGGUGGGUCUGUUGUGGGACCAGCAGGUGGUGAAAGAGGAGUGUGGACUGGGAGGCCUUGGGCACUCAUUUUUGGGUCGUCUCCGUCUCCGUCUCCGUCUCCGAGGGUUCCUGAUCAAACGAUUCCUAAUCUUGUUAUUCCAGAUGUGCAGUCAUUGCAAAUUUCAGAAAAGAAGACUCAAUCAACUCUUUUGGAAAGUAAGGAGAACACACUUAUGCCCAUGAAACGGCCUGACAAAGGUGGCAAGCUUACAACUAGGUCAGUAAGGCUUCUUGUCAACCAUUUUCAUGUCAAAGUCGAUUGGGAGAGAACGGUGUUACACUAUGAUGUGAAUAUUAAACCCGAUACGUCUGCCAGCAAUUGGUCUGCAAAGAAAUUCAUUCCAAAAUCCGAUCGUCGUUUGAUCAAGGACAAGCUAUCCUCUGAUGAUCCGCGAUUCCCUCAGAAAAAGACUGCUUAUGAUGGUGAAAAGAACGUUUUCAGUGCAGUGCCAUUGCCCACUGGGCAAUUCAAGGUGGAAUUGACUCGUGGAGAAGAGAUGAAGAGUCGUCCCUAUUUAUUUACAGAUCAGUUUGUAAAUGAGCUGAAGUUUUCCAAUCUAGAGGAUUACGUAAGGGGGAAGCUUGAGUGUAUCCCUCGCAAUGUAUUACAAGGGAUGGAUUUGGCAAUGAAGGAGAAUCCUUUGAGGCAUAGGAUCAAUGUUGGUCGAAGCUUUUAUUCGAAAGAAUUCAGGGCGGAAGAUGACCUCCGUUGUGGCGGUGCUGCUUUUCGAGGCUUUGAACAAAGCCUAAUGCUCACCUCACAGGGUCUAGUCUUAUGUUUGGAUUAUUCAGUUUUGGCAUUGCGCAAGCGAUUGCCAGUCAUAGAGUACCUUAAGGAACAUGUUCGGAAUUUCCUAAAAGUAAGUGAUGUCAAAAGGUUGGAAAGUGAAGUGGCAAGUGCAUUACGAGGACUGAAAGUUGAUGUAACUCACCGCGUCACCCCACAGAAGUACACGAUAGCAGGGUUAAGCAGAAAAAAUACACGAGAUAUUACAUUCAUUCUCGAAGAUUCAGAGGGAAAUCAUCCACCAAGGGAAAUUGGCCUUGUCGGAUAUUUCAGGGAGACAUAUAGGAAGGAAAUUAUGUACAAGGAUAUUCCCUGUUUAGAUUUGGGGAGAGAGAUUUAUGUGCCUAUGGAAUUUUGUACAUUGGUGGAGGGGCAGAGUUACCCGAAAGAGGACUUGGAUGACAAAAAGAGUCGGUUACUGAAGGACAUAUCAAUGCCUCCGCCGGAGGAAAGAAAGAGCACUAUCUGUGAGAUGGUGCAGGCUAAAGAUGGACCUUGCGGAGAGGUCGCUGAAAAUUUUGGAAUUGAAGUUGAGAAGACCAUGACAAAAGUAUCCGGUCGUGUCAUUAAGCCACCUAACUUGAAGGUUGGCAAUGGUCAAAGUGUGACAGUUGACAGGGAGAAAUGUCAGUGGAACCUCUCUGGUAAAUCUGUGGUGGAAGGCAAGUCACUCGAGCGAUGGGCCUUGAUCGAUUUCAUUUCAUUUUCUAAAAUGAAUGCUUGUACUUUCAUUGGGAAUCUGAGAAAUAGAUGCAAAAAUCUGGGCAUCCGUGUGGAGGAGCCUGUUGUGUGCCAUUUUACUGGCAGGCUUGAUUUCUGUAGUGUCACUGAAAUUCAGAAACUUCUUGAAAGCGUGGUUAGUGAGGCUAAGGGGAAGUGUAAGGGCCGGUUGCAACUUAUUGUUUGUGUGAUACCCAAAAACAAUCCUGUCAGAAAAUAUCUUAAAUGGGUCUCUGAGACUCAGAUUGGGGUACUGACUCAAUGUUUCUGUACUGACCAGUAUCUUGCAAACCUUGCUCUUAAGAUUAAUGCCAAGCUUGGUGGUAGCAAUGUAGAGCUAAUUGAACGGCUCCCCGGUACUGAAGGUGAGGAACAUGUUAUGUUUAUCGGGGCUGAUGUCAAUCAUCCAGCUGCACGAAAUGUGACAUGUCCAUCAAUAGCAGCGGUUGUUGCAACAAUGAACUGGCCUGCUGCCAAUCGCUAUGCUGCAAGGAUUUGUCCCCAGGAUCACCGCAAGGAGAAGAUUCUGAAUUUUGGGAACAUGUGUUUGGAUCUAGUCAAUACUUAUGCUCGACUUAACAAAACCAGGCCAAAGAAAAUUGUGAUAUUUCGGGAUGGGGUAAGUGAAGGCCAAUUCGACAUGGUUCUCAAUGAAGAGUUACUUGAUAUAAAGAGGGCCAUAUGUACUGAAGAUUACCACCCAACAAUGACUCUUGUUAUUGCCCAGAAGAGACCCCCGACCCGCCUGUUUCUUGAUAAUGGCGGGGGUGCAUCCCGCAAUGUGCCUCCUGGAACAGUUGUGGAUACAACAAUCGUUCAUCCUUUUGAAUUUGAUUUUUAUCUGUGCAGCCACUAUGGAAUCAUUGGGACAAGCAAGACAACGCACUACCGUGUCCUGUGGGAUGAGAAUACUUUUACGUCUGAUGAGUUACAGAAGCUGAUAUAUCACUUGUGCUUCACCUUUGCAAGAUGCACCAAGCCUGUCUCAAUUGUGCCUCCAGUUUACUACGCUGAUCUUGUCGCGUUCAGGGGACGCGAAUAUCAAGAGGUAGCGAUGGAGAUACAGUCUCGUGCUUCAUCAUCAUCUUCGGUUUCUGUUGCUUCACUUGAUGAGAGGUUCUACAAACUGCACCCAGACAUUGAGAAUGAUAUGUUUUUCAUUUGAGCGGCCAAACAUGGCCAUCUAAAUCUCCUUCCCUAUUCUCAGUAGUGGAGGAGAUAUGGUUAACUGCUGGAUUUGCCCAAAUGCUACUCAAUCUCCUUUUCUAAGCACUAGUGAAGGAGUUUGUGCGUGAAUCUAAUUUGGGUUUCAUGUGUACACUUUGAGCAUGAAUCCAACAGGGUUUCAUGUCCAAGUACUGCCUGUUCACAUGGUUCUUGAUGCCAUGUAGAAUUAGAGGCAUGGUAUAGCCACUGUUAAGUAGGCUAUAAGUAGUGUGUUUUCUUUUACCAGUGUGUGUGUGCGUGUCUUUUCGCGUUUGUUGUUUGGUUUCCUGUUCUGUUUACCUGUCCUGUGAGUUAAGUUGGGAGUAUGGUGAGUUGGGUUUGAUGUGUGUUGCUUUUAGCUAUGGAGACUGUAAUGUUUGGAAAUAAAUAAAGGGGUUUGAUCCUUGUGUAUGUUUCUUGCUAAAUAUGAAUGUUAUGUCAAGUUUGAUUUUG
Molecule: messenger RNA, 3542 nt
Organism: Ilex paraguariensis (yerba mate)
Lineage: Eukaryota; Viridiplantae; Streptophyta; Magnoliopsida; Aquifoliales; Aquifoliaceae
Source: the annotation of a GenBank genome assembly